AUGAGUGUUCAUGCAUCUAACAUCCUUGAAGAUCAGAAAGAAGAACAGAGUCAUCUUGUCGAGGUUGCCAAUGCAGAAAAGCAGUUGUGGGCAUUGAUUAACUCAAAAGGUCCAUUGCACGAAGACGUUCAAGCCUUGUACCGCAAAGUCCGUGAUGGUUAUGAGGACAUCAUCUUGAAUGACCAUGAAACGGUGGAAUUUCAAGAUGUGGAAUAUUCUUUGUGGAAGCUUCACUACAAGCAUAUUGAUGAAUUUCGUAAAAGAAUACGGCAAAGUUCUGCUGAUGAGAAUAUGAGAUCUGGAACUCCACAAGAUGUUGCGAGUAUGCAAAAUAUCAUUGACAAUCAUAUGGAAGGAUUCAAAUCAUUUCUGUCUGAAGCGGCUCAAUACUACCAAAAUUUGAUCACAGAACUGAGAAGAUGCUAUGAGCUCCCCGAGGAACCUUUGUUGUAUAGGAUGGAUGGUGGCUCAGUUUCUGUUGAACCUGCAAAAUUGCUCAAGUAUAGAUAUUCAUGUCAUCGUUUUUAUGUUUGCCUUGGGGAUCUUGCUAGAUACCAAGAACUUUGUAAAAAACUUGCUAUUCAGAACUGUGACUGGUCACUUGCAGCCAGUUACUACUUAGAAGCAACAAUGAUCUGGCCAGAUAGUGGGAACCCCCAUAAUCAGCUGGCGUUAUUGGCAACAUACAUUGGCGAUGAUUUUCUUGCCUUGUACCAUUGUGUUAGAAGCCUGGCUGUUAAAGAACCUUUUCCUGAUGCCUGGGAUAAUCUUAAGUUACUCUUUGAAACCAACAGUUCAUCUUGUUUGCAUUUGCUUUCCACCGAGGCUGCCUUUGAUUUCUUAAAACCAUCUGAGAGAAGUUCUUCGUGGAUGAAGUCAAACACAAGAAGUGGUUCCUUAAGCAAAAAUAAGGUGGAAGCUGCUGAAUAUGUGUGCUCUGGAGAAACUGACUUAUGGCCUCUUUUUGUCAGAAUGAUAAGUUUCUUUUUUGUAAGAUCCAGUGAUGCAUCUUAUGUACCAGUGUAUCAUCACUGUAAUCUUACUGCUGUUUUGAUCUGCAACCUCAUUUAA
Molecule: messenger RNA, 1071 nt
Organism: Ilex paraguariensis (yerba mate)
Lineage: Eukaryota; Viridiplantae; Streptophyta; Magnoliopsida; Aquifoliales; Aquifoliaceae
Source: the annotation of a GenBank genome assembly